Molecule: messenger RNA, 933 nt
Organism: Ambispora gerdemannii
Lineage: Eukaryota; Fungi; Glomeromycota; Glomeromycetes; Archaeosporales; Ambisporaceae
Source: the annotation of a GenBank genome assembly
AUGAUAAACCCUAAAAAUCUUGCAGCCGUCAAUUUUCGUUCAUCUUAUUCGGUAGCUGCUGUGACAAGAUGGUCUCAAUCAUCUUCGAGAUUAUUUUCGUUUGCAUCACCCAUCAGAUCAUCUAAAAACCCAACAUUAUCUGCAAGAUUUUUCUGCCAGUCACUUUUUUUAAGAAACAAUAAUAUCAGUAACACUAAUACUACCGUGCAACCCCAAAACGAUCAAAGACCCAAAGACACCGAAAACGAAAAGGUCAAAAGCACAUACUCAAUAUUACUUGAUAAACGACCAUUAAAAACUCCGAAAGGAUCACCGCUUACAAUCAAACAUUCGCAAAGAACAUUAGCAUUAUUAUUAGCUGGUGAAUGGGAGUCACAAGAGACCGUGUUAAAACAUCAUUCAUUGCCAUUGACUUCACUGGUUUCCAGAGCUAUUGAUACUUUCGAGGAUCGUAAUUCAUCAGAACGUCAACAAGCAAUUACACGUUUACUUAGUUAUCUUGAUAAUGAUACUCUGUGCUACCAACAAUCCUAUCCGGAGUCAUUGGUUGAAUUACAAAAGCGACAUUGGGAUCCAUUAUUAAGAUGGGCUCAAAAAUUCUAUGAGGUCGAAAUUAAAGUCACCAAUAGUAUUAUGGGUGUGAAACAGUCGGGAAGUACCAUGGAAAAAUUGAAAAAAGCUGUCGAUGAAUUUGAACCGUUGAAAUUAGCUGCUUUUGAGCGUGCUGUCAUAACCUCCAAAUCAUAUUUGAUUAGCUUAGGUUUGGUGGAAAGGCAAAUAAAUGCCAAACAAGCAACGGAAGCUGCUCAUGUCGAAGUGGAAUCCCAAACAAGACAAUGGGGCAUAGUUGAAGAUGCCCAUGAUGUCGAAAAUGAACACGUCAGGUGUCAAUUAGGAUCAGUUGCUUGUAUGUUAAUUGAUAGAAAUUCCUAA